AUGGAAGGGGCCGUGAAAGCCAUUGGCGUGAUCAAAGAGGACACAGUGGACGUUCAUCACCUGGAAUCCAUCAUGCGCAACAUGGGGAUUCAUUUAACCCCGGAGGAGAUUCAGAAGGCGCUGAAGCAUGUUAUCUAUGAGGAAGAUGGGAAGGUGAAUUUGAAAGAUUUCAUGAUGGGUUUGACCAAGACCCGGCGAUUUUCCCAAGCUGAAAAGGACAGAGUUGAUGUCCGGAACCUGGACUCCAUUCUGGACAACAUGGGGAUCUACCUGACGAACGAGGAGCUGCAGGAGGCCCUGAAGAACGUUACAGUUGAUGUGGAUGGGAAGGUGUAUCUGAGCAAAUUUCUGCAGGGCGUGAGAGCCCUCCGGAGAUUCUCCCACAGUGAAGGGGGAAAGGUUGAUAUCCAAGACCUGGACUCUCUUCUGGCUGAAAUGGGGAUGCACUUAACACAGGAGGAGCUCCAAGAAGUACUGAAGCAUGCCAUUGUGGAUGGAGACGGGAAGGUAAAUGUGAGUGACUUUACGAAGAGUGUGAUCAGCACACGGAGGGCUUCCCAAGCUGAGAGUGAGUCAAGACCUAGUGAUAAAGUUGGAUGAAAUGUUGUAGACCUAUGCCUGAUUCUCAUUUCUGACUCAACAGAGGCCCUGCCUAUGAGCCACAGUUCAAUAGUACAUUUGUAACCCAGGCUCACUUGGGCUGUGUCCAGAGGUUUAGGAUCUGCUACUGCCUGGUA
Molecule: messenger RNA, 737 nt
Organism: Caretta caretta (loggerhead turtle)
Lineage: Eukaryota; Metazoa; Chordata; Testudines; Cheloniidae
Source: RefSeq, a predicted model, not a curated record